CGGACCAGUACACGAAACAUAAACUCAGUUAAAGUAUAUAAAGCCUUAGAGCUUACCCGGUGCAGCAGACUGAUUACGAGCCGGCACACGGCGACAAAUGUGAUUCGAUAGUAUUAAGGAUACAUAUAAGAAAUGGCAGCUAUUCAUUUAUUUAUGGUACUCCUCUUAGGGAGUACUCUAUCAUUGAGCAAGGAAAUAGAACAGAAAAAAGUAUCUGAACUAUUAGAAAACGGAAUCAAAGAUGAACCAUCUGGAAAGCCCGCUAAGAGGGGUAUCUAUUCCACGGGACACGGAUACAUCUCAUCCGGCCUGUCUCACGGAAUAGGCAUCGGAGGUGGUCUUGGCGGUGUAAGAAUUGGCAGUGGAAUUGGAAUCGGCAGUGGAAUCGCUGUAGGUAGCGGUAUUGGCAGUGGAAUCGCUGUCGGCAGUGGAAUCGGUCUCGGAGGCGGUAUCGGAGGUGGUAUCGCUGUCGGCGGACCUGGAAUAGCCGUGGGUGGUGGAGCCAUUGCCGCCGGACCAGCUAUCGCCGUCGCCGCUGCGCCCGCCGUCGCAGUCGCGCCCGCCCCCGCCGUGCAGACAUCAGUCUCAGUUCAACCCAACCCAGUCAUUCUACGCCAGGAGGUUCCCCGCUUCAUCACAAGAACCAUCACCCGUGACGUUCAAGUACCUGUACAAGUGCCCGUACAAGUACCAGUAGACCGUCCCGUCCCCGUUCCAGUCAGAGUGCCCGUGCCGGUCCCAGUCGACAGACCCGUGCCCGUCAUCCACAAAGUCCCAGUUGAGGUUACCCGCCAAGUUCCAGUGUACUACGAGAGGAAAGUCCCAUACCCAGUCAAAGUACCCGUAUCCGUGCCGGUGCCUUACCCGGUCACAGUUGAGAAGCAGGUAGCCGUAGACCGUCCAGUGUACGUCGACCGCCAAGUGCCCGUGCCUUACCCCGUGCACGUUGACCGGCCAGUGAGCGUGCCCGUGCCCGUGCAUGUGGACAGGCCCGUGCCAGUUCCACAGCCCGUGGUAGUCGACAGGCCAGUGGCCGUGCCCCAACCCAUUGUGGUCGACAGACACAUCCCAGUGGCCACCGGCCCCGCUAUCGCUACCGGCGCCAUUAGCACCGGCGCUAUCAGCAGCGGAGCCAUCUCUUACGGCUCGGGCAUCUCCACCGGGAUCGGCUACGGCUCCUCCUACGGCGGCCUCUACGGCCACGGCUCUUACGGGGGUUCGUACGGCUCGUACGGCAUCUCCAGCAUCGGCCACUCCAUCCAUUAGUUUAAGUUAAAUUAUGUCGGAAUAUAUUCAGCAUUAUUAAAUAUACGGAUUGAAACAACUGUUUAUUUUUAUUGAAUCUUUAUUUAGAAAACAUCUUGCGAACUCUUUGUACACUUAAGUUAUUUUGUAAAGUCUGUACUUAUGCACUUUUUAUGUUAUUAAAUUAAUAGCUUUA
Messenger RNA from Zerene cesonia (dogface butterfly), 1441 nucleotides. RefSeq names its product BCL-6 corepressor-like protein 1. The transcript has 2 exons. The coding region runs from base 133 to 1266 and encodes 377 amino acids. NCBI's taxonomy places the organism in Eukaryota, Metazoa, Arthropoda, Insecta, Lepidoptera, Pieridae. The record is from RefSeq and is a predicted model, not a curated record.